UGCUGAGCUGAAGGUCUUGUCGAUGGCGUCGAAGCUCCUGGCCCAUCGCGUGGAAGUCAGACGCGAGAGUACUCAAAGCUGAGACGUCGUUCGACUUGACGCACUGCAGCAGCUGCUCAAUGACAUGGUUGAGGCAGUCUACCGACAUGUUAGACGUAGAUAGCUCGAGUAAAGUGGUAUGAGUUGUAAGAAAGAGAGAAGAGGGGCCAAUGUGCGCUUCGACGAGGAUGUGACAGCUCGGCCCCAGGCUCAAGGUCCCUUUGUUCCAUUCGCGCCCACGCCGCUCGGGCCUCGUCUGUCUCGAGGUACACAAACCAGACAGCCGCCAUCACAUCUCCCUUCUCCACGCUACCCAUCUUUCCAAAUGACUGACCUACAACAUAUUCUGCGCGGUAUCGCAGACAGGGUCAAUGUGUUUCUUGAGGAAUUCGAUGUAGCUGGCGUGGCAACAGCGGCUCCUUCGUCAAGCAAGCUCAACGAAGACUUGAUUCCGCCCAUCAGCUGGUUUACCGGGCGACUUCAAUCCCUGUUGAAGGCUCUCCCGCUGGAUGAGUCACUUCGUCAGCAGAUCAUCAACAUCUUCACUGAGCUUGGCCAAGCAAGGCGUCUUCAGGUUCUUGAGAGAGCGACGAGCGCUCUUCAAAGCUUGGUAAGCCUCGAAGGGACGUCCGAGCAGCAAGAUCUGUACAUCAAAGCUCUGCAAAGCCAAUAUUCGCGAAGGACAAUGGAAUGUAUUCAAGUGCUUUACGACAGCCUCAAAAAGAGAUUUGUCGCUUACCAGGUCGACGUCGAUAGCGCAGCAAGCACCGCAGAGUCCUCUUCGGAGAGCGACGACGGUGACGGCUGCCCUCGAGGACAUCGACCCGCAGCCGUCAUGAUCUUGGAGCGGGCGUACGCCCACGCCCAAAACAUCACACAAGCAGAGAAGCGCAAGCUGGCCGAGCUCACUGGCCUGCAGCCACGCCAAGUUGUCAUAUGGUUCCAAAAUCGGCGCAAUCGCAAAGUCAAGACACAACGUCGCAGUGUGCUCGAAGUCAAGCAGGAAGAUGACGCGGCCGCAGCCUCGCCUCCCGCAUCACGCAAGCGACAGCGCGAUCAUGAUGAGCGCGAGGACGAUUCGCAGCCUCCUCCACCACCCUAUGAGCACAUCAAGCGUCCUCGUACCACAGCUCUCGCCACCCCACCGCCCAUGUUUGACCGUCGUCUCUUCUCCUCAUCAUCAUCUGGCUCCCUCGCCUCAAGCGUCGACAGUGGCUCCUCUCUCCUCUCCUGGCACCGUGAUCAGCGUCAGCCCGACGCAAGCAGCGAGACGACCUUCUCCAGCCCUCUCUCAUCGAACAGCCCCGCCUCAGUCUGGCACGACUCGCCGUGCAAGAGUCGCUCAACCAACACUGCAGCGCCCUUCCUUGGCCCCAAUCCGGUGCUGCUCGCACCCUCGGGGGAGACGUACAUCUUCCAGGAUGAGGAGACGAACGUGCCCCAGCUGGGCUUCGAGGAGCUGCAGCUCGACCCGCAAUCGCUCAACGAGAACCUCAAGCUUAGCUUUGAUGGGCUGGCGGCAGGCACGCAGCCUGGCCUUGUCAACGGGUGGCAGAGGAGUGAUGUCACUAAUUGCACGCCGGGCCUUGCGGGGGUAGCUGCAGGGCGACACGAUCAAGACAAGGAGUCGCUCAUGGAGGCCAAUGCAUUCGGACUCGCCCUCACUCUAAGUGGCGAGCACAGCUGCGGUGCCAACACUCUCGCUCCCUCUGCUGCUGCGGGCGAAGAUAGCAUGGACGGCCUCUUCGACUUCGACUUCUCAGCACCCGAUGCCGCCAACGGGAGCAGCAGCGACUUCGACUUCAGCUUCGGCCUGGACUUGCCCUUCUGCUUCUCGCCGAAGCAGCUUGGCCUGCCCCUCGCUUUCGACUUUGCUCGCCAGGCAUUUAGCGACGUUGAAGCGGAGAUGUACGCCUCGUACUCGUCGUGUGAGAUGAGCGGCAGCGACACGGAUGGGGAUGCCGAGGUCGAGCUGCACGGAACUACUGACCGUAGGGCUGCGAAAGCAACGGCAGCCACUUCGCCAAGCAUCCAGGGCCCGCAUGCUACGAGCGUAGCCUUCUAGGUUCGUCCGCUUCAGUUGAGCCUCUCGUGAUCGCGUAUUCCGGUUUCGUCUCGUCUCAGCUGCGGUCUGGUCUAUUGGUCUCAUAUCUCUCAUAGCGUCCCGCUUCGUUUCGUAUUGUCGCUUCUCGCUCUCAAUCCCGCAAAAGCCAAAUCA
Messenger RNA from Jaminaea rosea, 2257 nucleotides. RefSeq lists its product as hypothetical. Gene Ontology annotation, molecular function: DNA binding. The transcript has 2 exons. Bases 179 to 2104 code for a protein of 641 amino acids. Lineage: Eukaryota; Fungi; Basidiomycota; Exobasidiomycetes; Microstromatales. The record is from RefSeq and is a predicted model, not a curated record.